Molecule: messenger RNA, 4632 nt
Organism: Trachemys scripta elegans
Lineage: Eukaryota; Metazoa; Chordata; Testudines; Emydidae
Gene: YDJC
Product: YdjC chitooligosaccharide deacetylase homolog
Exons: 6
Coding region: 1715-2659 (314 amino acids)
Biological process (GO): carbohydrate metabolic process
Molecular function (GO): deacetylase activity
Source: RefSeq, a predicted model, not a curated record
GGGGUCCCCCUCCUUUGCUCCGUGCGGGGGAGCUGGCCGAGGAGCCCGGCUCGCAGGGCAGGGAUUGAGCAAGGGAGUUGUGGGGCUGGGGAGCCUUGUGUGCGGGCAGGGGGCUUAACUCAGGGACUAGCCAGGAAAUCAUUAGAGCAACGCCUUCACCCCAGGACUUUAUAGGGUCGAACAGCAGCUUGCAGGGGUCAGAAGCCCUCCCAUCCCUGAUUGAUCAGGGUUUUUUGGUGCCUGUCUGUCUGUCUUCGCCAGGACAAUUCCAUCCUUGCCCCAGGAGGGGACCUCCCCUGCUCCUGGUUGUUUCAGGGGAUCAGGGCAUUUGCUGUCACUCCACAAAUGGGAUCUGAAUGUCCCUGCAGUUAGGAAUUCUUGUGAUGAAAUAUUGUAGCAGACAGUGUUAAGUGCUCCAAUUAGGAUGACCAGAUGUCCCUGAUUUUAUAGGGAUAGUCCCAACAUUUGGGGCUUUUUCUGCUAUAGGCACCUAUUACCCUUCACUCCCCUCCCGAUUUUUCACGCUUGCUAUCUGGUCGUCUUAGCUCCAAUGGGGGUGGUUUGUUGCUAUAUUUUUAUAUGAUUUAUGAGCAAAGACAGCAUGGCCCUGUGAAUAAGCCGAUUGAUUAUACUGAAAAAUCACUUACAAAAUGAGACAAGUACGCUAUUGCUUCAGCCAGUUACUUUCUGCCCUGUUGAUUUUGGGCCACUGUUAUGAAUUCUAGGUCUCUUACCCUCUUCGUAAGCAAACACUGCGUGGCGUAUAUAAAUAGCUCACUUCUCUGCUGCUUGAUUCACUGCUCCACACUUCCUGCUUGUUCUCAGCGCAUGCACCGCAGCCUCCUUACUAUUGCUGGAGUUCCAGCUCAAAAACAAAGGCACAGAGAUGAUGAACCGCUUCUACAUGGAAAAAAGAAAGGAAGAGCAAUAGAAGGGGUGAAAAAAAACCAAAAGAGGGUGUGAUUGACUCCCAAGGUGCGCUCUGCUCUCAGAGCUGUUCUGAUGAAGCAGAAAACCUCCAGCUUCCUGUGUGUCAAAUGCUGAACAAACACCCUAUGCUCGAUAGUUAAACAAACCUCAGAUCUGUGUGACAGGAAAGUGCGAAUACCGAUGUGAAGGAAUCUUGCUUACUCUUCAUCAGAGGAGCCAUGCAAAUUGGAAAGGGAGAGGCAGUGUGAGGAAAUUAAGACUCUGACGUCUUUCCCUUGUCCACUAUUUUACUUAAAAAAAACCACCCCAAAUGUAAUGCCUGUUUGAAACCCUGACGUAGGAGAAUGUAAGCUGCGUCUGUGGAAUAACUGCAGAAUUCAGACAGCAUAUACAGAACCAGGAACCUUCUUUGGACUGGACUUUCAUUGAGAUUUGGCUAUUGGAAGAAGUCAGUCUUUUAACAUAGACUAACGGUUUAGUUUCUUCUAGGGUCUCAGUUCUGCAUUCCGGAUGUUUCUCCUCUUCAGAUACUGUAAGCUAGCAGCUCAAUAUGAUGGAGUCCAGAAACCAGAGGGUUCUGCACCUUGAUGUACCAUCAGUCAUUUAAAUCAUCGUGUAAAUCAGUGACCUGUUAAACUGGAAAAACUACUCUUAAUCCAGAUGGGUAAUAUAGCAUGACACUCCUUCCUUCCCUGAAUAGAAAAGUGAAGGAGGCUGAUCUUGGCACCGAGGGAGGGACAAAGUACUGUCUGUGAGAGCCACAAUUACGGGCUGACCCCUAAGGAUGCUUCAGGCCAGAGUGAAGUUAAUUGUAACCGGAGAUGACUUUGGCUACUGCCCAAGGAGGAACCAAGGAAUCGUGGAGUGUUUCCUGGCUGGAGCAGUUUCCAAUGUUUCCCUUAUGGUCAAUGGCAGCGCUGCGCCAGCUGCAGCACAACUGGCAAGAAGGCAUAACAUUCCAAUAGGUCUGCACGCCAACCUGUCUGAGGGCUCUCCUGUCUGCACGGCACUCAAGAAGAACUCCUCCCUGCUCAACAAAGACGGAUUCUUCCACGGAAAGAUGGGAUUCAGGACGGUUCUAGCAAAAGGUCUCCUGAAAAUGUCAGAGGUGAAACAGGAGCUAACGGCACAAGUUGACCUCUUUCGUGAAUUGACAGGUCAUGUCCCUCAUCACAUGGAUGGACACCAGCAUGUUCAUGUUCUCCCAGAGGUUAGACAUGUGUUUGCACAGGUGUUAGAAGAGUAUGGGAUCAAGUAUACACGUGUGCCAAUAGAACUAGGCCUUCACAGCUGUGCGUGGAUAGAGCCACCUCUAAUGGACUUUUAUCUGGGAGUAGAAAAAGAUUCCCUUGACACAGUAGAUGUGUUUACAAGACACGGAAUAAGGUGGGCUGACAUUUAUAUAGGUUUGAGUACCAUGGGCAAAAACAUGUCCGUCAGCAACAUUCAGAGCGCCAUUGAUACUGCCGUGGCGGCUUUUGCUACCAAGGAAAAUUCUCUGACGACUCAAUUUUCACCUCAACGUCAGCAAGGCAGAACAGUCACAAUUGAACUGAUGGUACAUCCAGGGUACCCCACUAUUCCACCUGUUGGAGGCUGUGGAGAAGGACCAGACGAUUUUUCACAGUCAUGGGAACGCUUGCAUGAACUCCAAACAUUAAUGAAUCCAGAGUUGCAAAGCUAUUACAAAACAAGGAACAUUCAACUUUGUGCAUUUAAAGAUCUUUAAGCAAGAGAAGAUAAAUAUAGCUUGUACCGAGAGGGGGGAAGAAUCUGUAGCUGAUAGUAUACCUCAUUAACGCAGAAGGGAACUGUGAAUGGACUGGGAGCAGCCUAUAAACUAAUUAGAAAUACCUGGACUCUCCAAUGCACCUAGCGGCAAUAUCCCAGCCUGUAUCUCUCUCAUUGUCAUCAGAUUUGUAAGACACCUCAGCUGAUUUGAAAGUGAUGGAUUUCUUUUGUGUAUCAUAUUCACGCUCAACCCCAAAAUUUAACUUGAAAGCCAAGGCCCAACUGUCAGACUAACAAACCGUUCCUGCAGAUGCUGCAAUAGCAGAUAGCACAUCCACCCAUGGCUGACAAUCAUGCAUCAACUUUUUGAAAGAUUUUUUUUUGUGCGGUGGCAGGGAAUAGUUGCAAAAAGAUACACAGCCUAGAAAGUAAAGCCUCACCUGGCCAAGGGAGGCGGAUUUCUGUAAGCCUAGUAACUUUGAGCAUUCCCUUCAGAAAUUACUGUAUUGUCCUUUCAUUUUUUUACUUGAACUAUUGCAUCUUUACUCAUGUCUACAGAAAAGGAAUGGUCAUUGCAAACAUUUUUUUCUUCACUAAAAGUAAUCAACUUAUAUUAGCCUUCUGAUGUCUUCAAUCAUACUCCAUGCAAGUAGCUGGAUGCAGAGUUACUGUUCUAUUUAAGUAGGCUCUAGCCAUUACACACUCAAAAGAAAAUUUUAAUGCCAGCACUUCCAGACAGGCUUUUUAGAUGAUUUUACAAGAACAGCAAUCGUUGACCCAAUUAGCUAUUUCAUGAUGACUGUUACCUGUAAAAAUCCUACCAUCACCUGUCAAUACACCACACUUUGCCCUUUCUACGUGCUGUGAUGGCCACUUAUUGUAAACAUAAAGAUGUUCUAACAUCUAGAGGGGGCAAUGACAAUGAGAAGGGAAAAACUCUAAUUAUCAUCAAAGCUUUCUAAUUUCUACAGUUCCACUACAGGUCAGUUUUCAUUCCUCUGGUACUUUCUGAAAAAUCCUCCUUGUUGUAUGAGAUUUUUCUGAGCUUCAUGGCUGCCCAAAGCGUAAUUUAAUAUGUCAGUGCUGUUCAGCCAUCUUGGCUAUAUAAAGAGAUGGAAAAAUGCACUUCAUCCAAGCCUGACCAGUAUUUUCCCGCUUUUAGCUAAUUCGAACCUAAUUUUAGCACAAAGCCUUUAUUUUUAUAAAGUCUUAACUGUUUGAUGCAUAACCUGUAGAAAAAUCAAAGUCUACAAGAGCCCAGUCAUACUAGGGCUGUGUGCACAGAGGGCAUGAUUAACAGGACUUAUUUGGCCUCCGGUUCCUAGCCAACUGGGAACUUUCUUUGUGUAAGGAAAAAACAAACAAACAAACAAACCUAACAUUCUUGCAUCUGAAGAAGUGAGGUUCUUACCCACGAACGCUUAUGCUCCCAAUACUUCUGUUAGUCUCAAAGGUGCCACAGGACCCUCUGUUGCUUUUUACAGAUUCAGACUAACACGGCUACCCCUCUGAUACUUGACACCUAACAUUAAGAUUGCUAUAUCAAGCACCUUUCAGGCAAUUCCAUAAACUUAGAUUAGGCUACAGUAUUAAUUCUAGAUUUACAAUCUCUAUUGUAAUAGGUACAUGGUGUACAAUGUGGCUGAGGCAAAAUUACAAAAGAAACCAAUUUUUGGAAGUGCUUGAUAUGUCAAACAACUUUACAUUAACACCAGUCUUUACAUUUAGUGGUAAAGUUUCCAGGUUACUGAUUGUGAUAAAGUAUAAUAAAAGAACAAGGGAUGUAAGAGUUGCACUCAACAAUGAAAGAAUGAGUUGUAAAAGUGCUGUUAGAAGUAUGAGUGCCACCUAGUGUUUACUAUAUGUUGUUCAUGUGCAGUAAUAUGCCUGGAGGCACUGUGGAUUAUCUAAUACUGUAUCUCAGAUUUUUACACGACAUGACCUUGUUUUAUUACAUAAUUUUUAACCUUU